This is a messenger RNA of Moneuplotes crassus, 1083 nucleotides long. The record is from the annotation of a GenBank genome assembly. NCBI's taxonomy places the organism in Eukaryota, Ciliophora, Spirotrichea, Euplotida, Euplotidae.
AUGUCUGAUUUUGUUCCAACAGAGAAUGACCUUAUCGUGAAUCCUAUAACCGGUAAGAUGUCUAUUGGCAAGAAUGUUGAUAGCUACGAAGAAUUUAUCAACUCGAGUAAAGGCAAAUCAGUUUAUACGAAGAAUGAUGAGUUUUAUAAUAGACUUAAUUCGUACUCAAAGGAAGCCAAACGCAGUGGGAGAAAUGUUCAUUGUUUCUCCCAAACUCCUGAGAAUAGUAAAGGAGGCUUCCUCCAGGGAAGGGAGAUAGAAGGAAUUCAGGGGAAGAAGAAAAUUUUCCUUGGUGGACGAAUGAUUGAAAAUAAUUUCAAUUUUCAUCCUGAACAAGAGAGUGAGAAAAUGGCUUGUUUUAAGACAAUGGGGCAGUAUGAGAGUUCUGAGAAGAAUGGGGGAAGUAAUAAUUUUCAAAAGUUGAUGAAGAGACUAAAGGCAACCGACCAGAACAAGUCUCAUUUUCGUGUACAGAAAGAUGAAUUCGUUAGUGGACAAGGAUGUUUGAAAAAUAAUGAUAUCAAAGGAUCAUCUCCUUCUAAAUUCAAUAGAGGAAGAAAAUUAUUUGUUGAUAGAAAUUCUAUUAAGACUGUUCUUGGUAAAUCACCUGGAAAAUAUCAUGGGUUUGCACAAGACUAUACUCACGGCGGGACAUACUCACCUGAGGACAGCUCUAACAUAAUCAUAUCAGAUCUAAACUCUUACUCUAAAAACAAGAUUACUAACUUAAACUACAAGUCAAACAAAGGAGCAGGGGAGAGGCUUCCUAACAUUCUCAACCGAAGCAAUCUUAGCUCAGAAUAUUUGCUAAACAAAAGUCUGAACAAAGGGUCAUUUGUACAAGGAAAUGACGUAUAUUCUAACGCUAGUGAAUCUAAACGGAACCAUCCCAGUUUAAGUAUUAAGGAUGAUAUGUUGGCUUAUGGAAGAGAGCAGAGAGACCAUAAUAUCUGUAAAAGUUUAGCGACAAAUGACAGAUGCGGGUCGAUCAAUAAUAUGCAAGCAAAUAAUUUAGCAAGAUCACCUGAGAGAGGCAAUUUUUCACAAGAUAAGCUCAAAGGUUGGUAUUGGAUCCAAUUAUAG